UGUUAACUGCAUUAAUAUGUGGUCUGUACAGUAGCAAAUAAUGUUAUGCCGUUUUGUGUCGUAACUUAACUACUCACUUGACUGUUUUUUAAGACACCUGUGGAUAUCGUUCACACCAUGUUGGUUCUAGUUGUAACGAUAUUGUGCAGCUUGAUUGGCCUUAUACAAAGUGAAGACCAGUGUAAUGGUUUGUACAGUAAUUAUUUUCAUCAUUUGUCAACAAAAACUCCUUAUAGAUUUGUCGCCAACCAUAACACAGAUCCGGUCAAUUUUGAAGGUUGUAAAGCAUGGAAAAUUUGGCUAGUUCAAAGGCAUGGUACGAGAACACCUGGUAAAGAACUGGAUCAGUUUGUCAAAAAUAGAUUACCUGAAAUUCAAAAGGACAUUGUAAAUAAUUUGAUUGAGUGCCAACUAUGCAAUGAAGAUGAAAUAAAAUCAUGGACUCCUCAUAAAGAAUUAGAUAAUCAAAAGCGAUUAACCAAAGAAGGAGAGGAUGAACUUUUUGCAAUUGCUGAACGUAUGCAACUUAGAUUUCCUAAUUUAUUGAAUCAACCACAUGAAAAUACAAACUUUUUGUUUAGAUUUACUGAUACUCAAAGAACUAGAGUAAGUGCUAAACAAUUUGCAACAGGAUUGUUUGGGUACCAAGAUGUUAAGAAAGUAUUAUUUGAAGAACCAUUAGCUAAAGAUCCAUUAUUAAGAUUUUAUAAAGUUUGUCAAAAAUGGAGAAAAGACGUUAAAAAAUCCUCUACAGCAUCAAUUGAAUACAAACGAUUUAUAGAAAGUGAAUUAGUUAACAGCACUUUAAAAAAUAUAUCUUCGAGACUUGGACUUGAUUACACGUUAACAUUUGAUGAUGCCAAGAAUAUAUAUACAUACUGUGCUUUUGAAACUGCUUGGGAGAAAAAUAAAGUUUCACCAUGGUGUUCAAUUUUUAAUAAAUCUGAUUUAAUGGUUCUUGAAUAUAGUGAAGACUUGAAGUAUUAUUUGAUUGAUGGUUAUGCUUAUGAGUUAUCAUACAAACAAGCAUGUGUCUUAUUUAAAAAUGCGAUUGAAUAUUUUGAUGAUCAAAAUUUGACUAGCAAAAAUGGUGUUUUUUAUUUUACCCAUUCAGGCACAAUUUUAAAAAUGCUCGGAUUUUUAAGUCUUUAUAAAGAUGAACAUAAAUUAAAGCAUGACAAUUAUUUAGAAAUGGAGAAUCGGCAAUGGAGAACUUCAACAAUUGAUCCUUUUGGUUCAAACAUUGCAUUUGUUUUAUAUAAAUGUAAUAAUAAUGAAACUAAGAUACUAACAUUACAUCAAGAAAGAAUUGUUCAUCUUGAUGGUUGCGGAGAUGGCCUUUGUUCUUAUGACCAAUUUAAACAGCUGUUUGCAACUAAAAUUCAAAACUGUAAUUUUGAUGAAAUGUGUAGUAUUGACUAAAUUGUUUAAUAUUUAAGCUUGCACAAAC
Messenger RNA from Melanaphis sacchari, 1450 nucleotides. RefSeq names its product multiple inositol polyphosphate phosphatase 1-like. The record is from RefSeq and is a predicted model, not a curated record. Bases 118 to 1422 code for a protein of 434 amino acids. Gene Ontology annotation, molecular function: inositol phosphate phosphatase activity; acid phosphatase activity. Lineage: Eukaryota; Metazoa; Arthropoda; Insecta; Hemiptera; Aphididae. The transcript has 10 exons.